This is a messenger RNA of Myripristis murdjan (pinecone soldierfish), 3496 nucleotides long. It is a transcript of the gene rhot2, whose product is annotated as ras homolog family member T2. Gene Ontology annotation, biological process: mitochondrion organization. The coding region runs from base 142 to 1998 and encodes 618 amino acids. The record is from RefSeq and is a predicted model, not a curated record. The transcript has 19 exons. Gene Ontology annotation, molecular function: GTP binding; calcium ion binding; GTPase activity. Gene Ontology annotation, cellular component: mitochondrial outer membrane. NCBI's taxonomy places the organism in Eukaryota, Metazoa, Chordata, Actinopteri, Holocentriformes, Holocentridae.
CCGGAACGAUAUGGUUUCACCUUGGAUGCUGGCGUUGUGGAGGGACUCACGUUUGGUGUUUGAAAAUUGACAUUCAGAUGAAAGUUAAACCCCAUUUUAAGACCACAUUGCGUCUGUCUGCUCUGGAUAAAGAGAAGGAAAAUGAAAAGAGACGUCAGGAUACUUUUGCUGGGGGAACCCAAAGUUGGGAAGACGUCACUCAUCAUGUCUUUGGUUGGAGAGGAGUUCCCAGAAGAGGUUCCCCUCCGAGCUGAAGAGAUUACCAUCCCUGCUGACGUCACCCCAGAGAAGGUGCCCACACACAUAGUGGACUACUCAGAAACUCAACAGUCUGAUGAAGUCCUGAAAGAUGAGAUCAUCAAGGCCAAUGUGGUGUGUGUGGUGUAUGAUGUGACCAACGAGGACACAAUAGAAAAGAUCAAAACUAAAUGGAUUCCUUUAGUGAAUGGAGAUGCCGAGAAGGGGAACAAGGUUCCCAUCAUCCUAGUAGGAAACAAGUCAGAUCUUCGCUCCGGGAGCUCAAUGGAAACCAUUCUACCCAUCAUGAACCAGUUCUCUGAGAUUGAAACAUGUGUUGAGUGUUCUGCAAAGAAUCUGAAAAACAUUUCAGAGUUGUUUUACUACGCCCAGAAGGCUGUUCUCCACCCCACUGCCCCUCUUUAUGACCCUGAAGAUAAACAGCUAAAGCCCCCGUGUGUCCGAGCCCUCAGCCGAAUCUUCUGCAUUUCGGACCAGGACAAUGACCAUAUCCUCAGUGAUGCUGAACUCAACUGCUUUCAGAAAUCUUGUUUUGGGAACCCUCUGGCGCCUCAAGCCUUAGAAGAUGUAAAGACAGUUGUGUGGAAGAACACCAGCGAUGGUGUGCAGGAUAAUGGCCUCACCCUCAACGGUUUCUUGUUCCUUAAUACAUUAUUUAUCCAGAGAGGCCGACAUGAGACUACAUGGACAAUCCUCAGGAAGUUUGGUUAUGACGACACCCUUGAGCUGACAGACGACUACCUUUACCCAGAACUACGGGUUCCUGUGGGCUGCAGCUCAGAGCUCAAUCAUUUAGGUUACCAGUUCCUGCAGCGGCUGUUUGAAAAGUACGAUGAAGAUAAGGACUCUGCCCUGUCCCCCACAGAGCUGAAGAAUCUGUUUUGCGUAUUGCCCUACAUGCCAUGGGGUGCAGAGGUCUACGCAUCUGUCCCAACCACAGAUGAGGGCUAUAUUUCUCACCAUGGCUACCUUUGCCAGUGGACGCUUUCUGCAUACCUUGACAUUCAUCGUUGCCUGGAAUACCUAGGAUACCUAGGCUAUCCUAUCCUCACUGAGCAGGACUCACAGACUGCAGCAGUCACAGUGACACGGGAGAAAGAAGUGGACCUGGAGAAGGGCCAAACUCAGCGGUCAGUGUUUCUCUGCAAGGUGAUCGGACCACGGGGGACGGGCAAAACGGCCUUUCUCCAAGCCUUUGUGGGCCGCAGUGCUGUGAGUAAGGGAAAUUCCAGCAGUGCCUUCUCCCCUUACACCAUUAACACUGUCCAAGUCAGCAACCAGGAGAAGUAUCUUAUCCUCUAUGAGGUUGACGUGGAGACGGAGUUCCUGAAGGCAUCAGACGCUUCCUGUGAUGUUGCUUGUCUCAUGUACGACAGCAGUGAUCCACACUCCUUCGACUACUGUGCCAGUAUAUACAAGCAACACUAUAUGGAGAGCAACAUCCCAUGUGUGCUGGUGGCAUCCAAGGUGGACCUUCCUGAGGUCAAGCAGUUCCACGGGAUGACCCCUGCAGAGUUCUGUUACAAACACCGACUGCCUGCACCGCUGCCCUUCUCCAGCCUUUCCCUAGACUCCACCAGCAAGAAAAUCUACACCAGGCUUGCCUGGGCAGCAAUGUAUCCGCACCUGAAUGGCUCCGACAUGAGCAACACAUCAUUCUGGCUGCGAGUGGCGUUGGGUUCAGCCGUUGUUGCAGUCCUUGGCUUUGCCAUCUACAGAGCCUUUGCCCGACAAAAAUGACUGACCACCAACUGACCAGAGACCGCAUAUCUCUGUUCCUCAAACACACCCUCCAGCCUUCAACACCAAACCUCCAAGGGCGGCUCCAGAUCCACCAGUCUGCACUUGAUGGACUCUCAUCAUUUUAUUAUUUACCCCAAAGAUUUCCAGUCUCCUCUCCACCAUCCUCUGUUCCAGACUUCUUAGCUUCUCAGUUUCAAGCUUCUUCAUCUUACCUUCCGACUCACUUGAUGAUAAUAAUCUGGAAGCUGUUGAUGAUCAUAUCGUCCCAUUUCUCCCCUGCCCAGCUUGCUCCGCCUUACAUUGUCUAGCCGGGCUAAGCAUGAGCUAACCCCUCUGCUCAGUGCACUGAAGCACCAAGAGCUGCUACUGUUGAUGUCCAAAUGGGUGCUUUAUGAAAGGGGAGGAGAUGCAGGAAGACUUUGUGUCAAGUGUAUUGCUUUCCCUUCACCUAUCUGUUAAGUUUUCAGGGUGAGAUAGGAGAAAUGUUUUUUUCUACAUAAAGUCUCUCCUAAGCAAAACAGAAAAAAGCCAAAUUGUGAAUGGAGGAUCAUACCGAACCAUAGACUCCUCAACAACCAAAGGGCAGCAUGAAUAGUUUGUAACAGUCAGUAUUCCAAAUUGUUUUGGGAAACGACUUACGACAUGAUGUCACUGUUGUUCAGACCUGAGCCUCAGAGUGCACCUGUAACACAACAGUGACGUCCACCUGGAAACAUCCUGAGUGGCUGCUGCUGAACAACUUCCUGAAACUCCUCACUGAAUAAGACCAUCUUCCCUUUGACCAAGCCACCACCGCUGAUUACUGAUGUUAAAAUCAAAUUUGCCAAAUACUCAAGCAUCUUGCAGCAAUGAAUACUCAUAGUGAUUUGCCCUUCGGGGCAUUUGAGUACAUCUAUGACUGAAGCAUUUUAAGAAACUCAAAUCUGAUCAUUUAUAUAUAGUUUUUAGCUGUUUGUCUCCCACUGAUCUGCCGUGAUCGUGGCUUGUCAGGGAGAAAUUUUCUUUGUGCAUGAAGAAAAAUUGCUCUUUUGUAUUUGAAAGAUAAAGUGGUGCAUACAUUUUUAAUGCAUCUGCAAGAAAAAAAUAGAAAAAUAUUUUUCUCAUAUCAGAAUUAUACCUUGCCUGUGCAGGCAAGCCUUAAAAAUGAGAAACUGCUAAAGAAAUAUGUGCUCCCCUUUAUCUCUGCUUAACCUGAAUUAAUCUCCUGACAUUGAUUUGGGUUUGAUCAAAAUAUUAAUUUUAGUGAAACCCAGGCUAGAUUGCUGGUAAGUGCUAUUUUGGUGUGCAUACACCCGUCUGUGCUGAUCCUUGGAUCUCAUUUCUGUCCUUGUGUUUUUUUUUUUUCCAACCUGGGACUCUCAUAUAUUUCUUUGGUUAAUUCAGCUGGGGACCAGCUGUUUGCACAGGAUAUAAUUUCUGUGACUCAAACUGGCUAUUGCUGACAGAAAGUGAACUUAACUAGAUGCUUACUUAAUAAAACAGACCAGACCGGUGA